UGACAGAGGACGGACAGAGAGGCAGACUGAGAACUUUGAACUGGAUCGCUGGAUUUCACCAGAACUGGCGCCCAGCUGACAGGUAGAUGCUUUCUGACGGUGACAAAGAGAUGGCCAUACCGCGCAUGUUUAACUCCAACACACCGUUCAUCAUCGUCACCGGUGGGUCUGAACUCUCAUUUCUGGGCAAAGACAACAGCAGCCAAGGCUGUGAGGAGGAGACGGACCCCCUGGUCAAAGCCAUUGCCCCCCAUCUGAGCCAUGUGAUGCAGCAUGGCACCGCCAAACAAGUGGUCACGGAGGGGUUCGCGGAGAAUCCCUGUGUGUCCAUAGUCGCUCAGGCUGAGAGAGAAGAUUUCCAGGAGUUCAGCCCUACCAGCAUUCGCUGCCGCUACUUACGAUCCCAGCUCCUCCAAAAGCACAGGUUUUUUAAUGAGGACGCCACCCUCAUGACUGACACAGAAGAUGAAGAAAUGGAUGAAGCCAAACUUUUGUAUCACCACUUUCAGAAAAAACAUCGAAGGAAAACCAGAAACAGACAGAAGAGGCAGGAAGAAGGAGAGGAGCCUCCUGUUAUCCAGGGUCUCUGGGUGCAAGAGAUUGAUUGGCUAAAGACGACAUCAUCUGCUGAGGUCAUACCACCUCCUUCACAGUUUACCGACUCACUUCCUUGUUGCCAUGGUGACCUGCUGCACUCUUGCAUGUAUGAAGUUUGCAGCUGCCCCGUUGACUGCGUCAAGGGGUCAGAGGAAGUGUCGCUGUGCAGAUCGACAGAUACAGAAGACACAUCCAGCAGCGACGACCGAGGAGGCUCAGACUCUGACUGUGAAUCAAUUAAAACUCAUGAAAGUGAGUCAGACUCAUCUUGCUGUGGUGAUGCUGAGACACAAGAUCAGUUUGGAGUCGAAGCACAAACAUCUGGUUGUACAUUUGAGCUGAUGCAGGUGUCGGGAUAUAACUCUUCCUCUCAUGUAGAGUGGGAUUCUGCCUCCACAGAGUCCAUGCAAAGCCUGCUGGAAAUUUCUGACUCUAAUUAUACUGAGAGCUUUGCGAACACAUCUCAGAGUGAAUUUGGCUUUGAUGACACCAGUGACUCAGCACUCGAUGAGCUGAAAGGCAAAGUGACGCAGAUAUCAAAACACUUUGUCUCCACGUUCCUCAGAGAUUCGAUAAAACACAUUCUGGAAGACUGGAAGACCACAAAACCUGCCAACGAAGGACUCAUAUUUCAUCAUUUACUGCAGCCCAACAGUUGUCAGUACAGGGAGGGAGAGGAGUACUGUGUUCUUCAUCACAUCCAGAACGGCUCGUACGGUGAUGUGUUCUGUGUUCGGGACAAAACCACCAGAUUCAAAUGUGCUGCUAAGAGGAUUCCCCUGAGCCACUUCAGCAGUGAGGAGGUGGGUACGUGGAGUGCUCUGAACUCCCCUCGUGUGGUGGAGCUGUUCGGGGCUGUUCGGGAUGGGCUGAACAUUGUGCUCUUCAUGGACCUGAAGCCAGCUUGCUUGGCCCAGCUUCUAAAGGAAAUGACCUGCCUCCCUGAGGAUCUGGCUUUGCACUACCUCCAUCAGUCCCUGGAGGCGCUGGAACACUUGCACCACAGAAAGGUGCUACACUUGGAUGUCAAAGUUGACAAUGUGCUGCUGUCUGCAGACUGCAGAGACACAUUCCUCUGUGACUUUGGUCUCUCAGAGACGUUGGAUGACAGCGGAAGGAGCACUAAAGCAUUCAGAGGAGCUGGGUUUCCUGGCACAGAGACCCACAUGGCCCCAGAGGUAGCACGAGGGGAUCAGCUUUGUGCCAAAGCAGAUGUGUGGAGCAGCUGCUGCAUGUUACUGCACAUGCUCAAUGGAUGCCAGCCAUGGAUACGUUAUUAUUCCCAUCCACUGUGUCUCCAGAUUGUCAACGAGCCUCCACCUCUGUGGGAGGUGCCGUCCAAGUGUAACAACUUUACAGCCAAAGUGUUUAGAGCCGGACUCCAGAAGGACCCAGAUAGACGAGCAACAGCAAAGGAGCUCAGGAGGAAAACCACCAAAGCUCUCAGAGCAGUUGGAGGUCUGAGUCCUUCCUCCACUGAGACCGCCUGUGAGAAGCUGCUUCAAGGCCGAAGUCAGCACAAAGAUCGCCUCCGUUUUUCAGUCCCCGAAACUCCUGCCGCCCUAAAUAAAUCAUCAGCUGCUGCCUCGGCUCCAGGCGUGCUCUGGGUGAGCCCCUGGAGAAUGAUGGCAGUGGACGAGGACAGCAAUGACUGGACGGGUGGAGACUCAGACCGAGAAUCUGAAGCAGAGACAGAUUCUUUAAACGGGGAAUGGGACUCCCAUCCAAAGUCACUGCGGGAUGAUUACGAAGCAGAGUGGGAGACCGGGUCUGAGUCAGAAGUUGAUAUAUACAUGGGAGAGGAAGAAUACAUUCAGGAGAAGGUGCUGAAAGCUGAACAAGACUAUGAGGGAGAUUGGGAGGAGGGGGAGGAUGAAGAGGAGGAGGACGAGGAGAGUGAUUCCUCUGUGUCUACAGAGUAUCUUCGUACUCUCAGAGGCCUUUUCCCAUUGCUGCAGAAGGGACAAAGGACAAAGGACAGCUUGUGUGGAUCAGAGACAGAGCUGGAAUACCUUAGAGAUGAUGUCCCUGUAGGAACCAGAAUCCAGACCCCCUCCCCAGAACCGCGAGAUGACCCUCCGUCCUGUUUCAGCUGCUCUGACACAUCACAGAUAGAUGUGUUAGACAAGGACUCGGACCAUUCGUCUGAUGACCUGAGCUCUGGCGUCUUUUCUUCCUGUAACAGUCACUCUGAGGGACACUUGGAGUGGCUGGCUUCAGCUCAUCGGCCAUCCUCAUGCUCCUUUGAGGGUGUUGACAUCUGGAUUGAAAACGUUCAGGGGGAAUGUUUGAGGAUCCGAGAAUGCCGACGGGUCAACGUGGGCCAUGUUGCUGUAGGGAUCAGUGAUCAGGUCUCUGGGAAAGGCUUCACUCUGGAGAUGCUGGACAGAAAACCUGUGUCCUUUGAACAGGAGAUCAAACAGUCGGGCCUGUGGCUCCGCUGUGUUCCUGCUCCUGACAGAUGUCAGCGCUGGAGGUGGAGGGUCAGAGAUGGCAAGCUGGAACUCAGAGACUGAAACUUUUGCUGCUGUUUUCUGUUACUUGCACUAAAUCUGUUUUUAUUAUCUGGUGGUGGGUGGGCUCUGCAUUAGGUAAAUAUAACCUCAGAUG
Molecule: messenger RNA, 3207 nt
Organism: Melanotaenia boesemani (Boeseman's rainbowfish)
Lineage: Eukaryota; Metazoa; Chordata; Actinopteri; Atheriniformes; Melanotaeniidae
Gene: map3k14b
Exons: 15
Coding region: 87-3113 (1008 amino acids)
Biological process (GO): protein phosphorylation; positive regulation of canonical NF-kappaB signal transduction
Molecular function (GO): ATP binding; protein kinase activity
Source: RefSeq, a predicted model, not a curated record